Molecule: messenger RNA, 2095 nt
Organism: Pyrus x bretschneideri (Chinese white pear)
Lineage: Eukaryota; Viridiplantae; Streptophyta; Magnoliopsida; Rosales; Rosaceae
Product: homeobox protein knotted-1-like 3
Exons: 6
Coding region: 331-1683 (450 amino acids)
Biological process (GO): regulation of DNA-templated transcription
Cellular component (GO): nucleus
Molecular function (GO): DNA binding
Source: RefSeq, a predicted model, not a curated record
AGCUAAACCCUUUCAAUCUCUCUCUCUCUCUCUCUGUAAAAAGCUCUCAUCUUUCUCUCUCUACAUUUCUGAAAACACAGAGACUAUAUAGUCUACAGUGAACAGAGAGAGAUAUAUAUAUAGAUAUACAAAUCCAGCCAUAUAUCUUUGUCUUCUUGUCUCUCCUCACAGAGCUUCCAAUUCUUCAUCCAUGUCCUCUGAAUUUUCGUCUCCACUUCUCCUUUUUUAAUUCAUUUUUCAGUCAGUAAAGGGAAAAAACAGAACGCCUCUGUUUCUGCCUCCGUCUGUAAAUUGUUGUACCCAGCUGCACCCAGCUGAUCAUCCGUAUUCAUGGCGUACCACAACCACCUCUCCCAGGACCUCCCUCUCCACCACUUCACCGACCAAACCCACCACCAGCACCAGCAAUAUCACUCGGACCAACCCGACCAGAACUCCAAGCCCCCCGAGCCCCACCACCCAUUUCAGCCCGCCCCCAAUUGGCUCAACUCCGCCCUCCUCCGCAACUUCACCAACACCGACACCAACCCAACCAACAGUAACAACGCAAACAACAACGGUGGCGGCGUCUCCAAUUUCCUCAACCUCCACGUCACCGCCUCCGACUCCGCCGCCUCCCAAGCAUCCAACCAAUGGCUCUCCCAGUCCCACCGCCCGAUCCUUCACCGCAACCACAGCGACGUUAUUGAUGACGUCACAGUUGCCGGCGACUCCAUGAUCGCCGCGGCGAUGUCCCACGACUCCGCCGACCUCAAGCCCGACAGCAUCCUCAACAAGAACGACGGCGGAGUCGUCGAGAGCGGCAUCCCAGGCGGAGGCGGAGGGGGAGAUGGCGGGGUCAUGAACUGGCAGAACGCGAGACACAAAGCGGAAAUUUUGGCGCACCCGCUGUACGAGCCGCUGCUGUCGGCGCACGUGGCGUGCCUGCGGAUCGCGACACCGGUGGACCAGCUGCCGAGGAUCGACGCUCAGCUGGCUCAGUCGCAGAAUGUGGUGGCGAAGUACUCUGCCUUGGGGAACGGCAUGGUCGGCGAUGACAAGGAGCUUGAUCAGUUCAUGAGGAAUUAUGUUUUGUUGCUUUGUUCUUUCAAAGAACAACUGCAACAACACGUCCGGGUGCAUGCAAUGGAAGCAGUAAUGGCUUGCUGGGAGAUUGAACAAUCACUUCAAAGCUUAACAGGAGUUUCCCCCGGUGAAGGAACGAGUGCUACAAUGUCGGAUGACGAAGAUGACCAAGUAGAUAGUGAUGCAAACUUGUUUGAUGGAGGUAUGGAGGGUCAUGACAGCAUGGGAUUCGGCCCCCUUAUCCCGACAGAGAGCGAAAGGUCCUUGAUGGAGCGCGUGAGGCAGGAGUUGAAGCAUGAACUGAAACAGGGUUACAAGGAGAAAAUCGUAGACAUAAGAGAGGAGAUUUUGCGCAAGAGAAGAGCCGGAAAACUUCCUGGUGACACCACCUCUGUCCUAAAAGCUUGGUGGCAAUCACAUUCCAAAUGGCCAUAUCCAACUGAGGAAGACAAGGCUAGGUUGGUACAGGAAACCGGUUUGCAAUUGAAGCAGAUAAACAAUUGGUUCAUCAAUCAGCGGAAGAGGAACUGGCACAGCAAUCCUUCUACCUCCACGGUUUUAAAGAGCAAGCGCAAAAGUAAUGCAGGUGAAAACAGCAGUGGCGAGCGGUUUAUAUAAAUUGGAAUAGGAAAUGAGAGCCAGUCGAGAUAUCGUUCGUGCGCUUCCACUACAUUUACAAUUCGAAGAUAGAAACUCUGAAUAGCGAGAAGACUUCAGGGUUCCGGUGAAAACAAUCAUAUAUUGGUUUCUUCAGAAAGAAAAAGGCUCACUCUGAUUCUGAUGUUGCGAUUAUAAACCCGAUAUGAGCCGUUACACAGGUAUGCUCAAAGGAUGCAGAAGAUCGAAGCGUAUGUAAUAUCAUAUAUCAUUAGGAAUUCAGGAGUAUUUAGGAAUUGUGUUACUGAAACUGUGAAUUGGAUAGUCCACCAGAGGGCUUACAAUUUUUUGUUUAUAUCUUCAUUUUUGUGAAUAAGGUUAGUGAGGGGUUGUGGGGGUGUACAAAGCAAUAACAUGAGCUUUUGGUUCCUUA